This is a messenger RNA of Lycium ferocissimum, 1019 nucleotides long. RefSeq lists its product as uncharacterized. The coding region runs from base 110 to 733 and encodes 207 amino acids. Gene Ontology annotation, cellular component: mitochondrial matrix. The transcript has 3 exons. NCBI's taxonomy places the organism in Eukaryota, Viridiplantae, Streptophyta, Magnoliopsida, Solanales, Solanaceae. The record is from RefSeq and is a predicted model, not a curated record.
AAAUGACCCAAAAAAUUAGGCAGUUCUUCAAGUGCCUGAACUUUGAACUGUUUGUUCUAUUCCUGUGGGCGCACCCACUAUACCAUUAUUCAGUUCAAAAUUUCCAAGAAUGAGGAAAGUGCCAGCCGUAUUGAGGCAAGCUCGUAAAGCUAUUUUUGGAGAUUUGGAUUUGCUUAAAGUAUUACAAUCUGAAAUCAACCAUGAACUCUCCCUUAAACCUUUUCAGCAGAAUGAUGAAAGUAGAAGCUUUGGAGAUUUUUUCGUAGACUGGGAUUCACCACAAUCCCAAGACGUAGUUCUACGCAGGAGAUGCAAGUCAGGGGAGGAAGUUGCUGUUUCUGCUUUAUUGGGUGCUGAGGGCUCUAAUGAAAAUGUUAAAUUUCCCAGGGAAGCUUUUAUGAAAGUAGGCGUGAAGAAGCCCGGCUUGAGAUCCAUCCUACAGUUUGAUUGUGUGGCAACUGCACAAAUUGGUGAUGACUGUAGCUUUGAGAUUCAUAAUGUGAACUACAUUCCAUCAUCCGAACUGGAUUCUUCAGCCCGCAAAGGUCCCUCGGUCAGUUUUUUCAGUGCAUUAGAUCAGACUCUUCAAGAAGAGCUCUACAAAUAUCUAGAAGCAAGAGGAGUUGGUCUAAGUUUCGCGCAUUCGCUCUUACUCCACCUACACAAGAAGGAGCAAGGUCAAUAUGUCGACUGGUUGCACAAAUUGCAAGCUAUUGUAACACCAAGUGAAUGACGCGGAAAACGCUCCAUGCAGGAUAUAGAUAUUUGACUUGAUUCAAUUCAUGACAUUAAGGCGCUGAUUGCUGGAGGGAAAAACAUCUAUUGGUUAGCUUGCAACUUUUGCUGGUUUCUGUAUGUUUUAUUUAUAGUAAACCCCUUCUCGUUAUACUGAAAUAGAGAUCUGAUUUAAACGGCCAGGCACAACUAAAUAAUGGAAUUCUCUAAAAAGGUUCAAGAAUUGUAAGUUGAGUGGACCUACAUAAUUUUGUUGAAAGAGGAAGGGGCACUUGAUGUUUUGA